AUGCCUGGUAAUUUUCCUGGAGGAAUGCCUGGAAUGGGAAGGGGAAUGCCUGGAAUGGUGGGAAUGCCUGGGCUCAAUGAAAUUCUUAGUGAUCCAGAGGUCCUUGCAGCCAUGCAGGAUCCAGAAGUUAUGGUGGCCUUCCAGGAUGUGGCCCAGAACGUGGCAAAUAUGUCAAAAUAUCAGAGCAACCCAAGGGUUGUGAAAAUUGUCAGCCAAAUUUGGAGGUCAAGCAUAA
Molecule: messenger RNA, 235 nt
Organism: Rangifer tarandus platyrhynchus (Svalbard reindeer)
Lineage: Eukaryota; Metazoa; Chordata; Mammalia; Artiodactyla; Cervidae
Source: the annotation of a GenBank genome assembly